This is a messenger RNA of Uncinocarpus reesii 1704, 1359 nucleotides long. RefSeq lists its product as uncharacterized. Gene Ontology annotation, biological process: protein insertion into mitochondrial outer membrane; establishment of mitochondrion localization; mitochondrial outer membrane translocase complex assembly. The coding region runs from base 1 to 1359 and encodes 452 amino acids. Lineage: Eukaryota; Fungi; Ascomycota; Eurotiomycetes; Onygenales; Onygenaceae. Gene Ontology annotation, cellular component: SAM complex; ERMES complex. The record is from RefSeq and is a predicted model, not a curated record. The transcript has 2 exons.
AUGAUAGAUUUUAUAGACUACAUCCAGCUCUCCUUCUCCGAUGCCACUCGCUGGAACAGAGACAACUCCUACACUGCACUCACGGAUACCGCCAACGCUCUCCUCGACUUCUCAAUUCCUGAACGCCUCCGCGUCCACCUCUCAUCCCUCUCGACGCCUCAAUUCGCGACAACAUACACUUUGGGCACUGUAGGCCUUAUCGAUGGCUCAAUAUCAUACCUGUUUAGCACCUUGCCGCUGCAAACCACACAAAGCCGGAGUACUUUGAUCCCACUGCGCAAAUUGGUUCCCGGAUAUAGGCAGAUCCAUCCACCAUUGGCGCCAGAGAGUUGGGACUCGGACGGACCUGGACAUGAGGGAUCAGACGGCCAAGAGGACGAAACGACGCCAUGGAAACGGCGAAGAGAGACAUUACUUCACGCAAUACUACACCUGCCGCCUCCCACCACUUUAAAUGGCUUGUUCCUUCGGCGACUCUCACCCACAACCCAGCUCUCGGUGGCAGUAUGCUCGACGCAAGCGAAACCGUUAUCUAAGUCUACUCCCCAAGCGUCGAUCUUGACUCAGCUGUCGCAUGAUACCGGGAAAUAUAGUGCAGAGUUUUUGUUCAGCACCGACAAUGCAUUGCUGGGAUUCAAGGGGCUAUAUAACUUUGGACCCGACCCCAGGGAUAGGACAAAUGCGCAGCGUCCCCAGCGAGCAUCUCAGUCUGUCUCGUUGCUCUCUGCGGGCGGAGAGAUGUAUUACUCCCCACUAUCCUCUGUUGUAGGCUUAUCAACAGGUCUACGAUUUACUACGUUACCAGCAGCUUCGGAAACUCUGCAUUCGCCCUCUUCCUCCGCUUACCCCGCGCCAUCACCGAUCUCUACCUUUCCAUAUACCCUUACGCUUACGCUGACGCCAUUAACGGGGUCUUUAUCGACAACAUAUUCCCUUCUUGCAUCGCCGAAUUUGGCAUUUAGCUCGCGAUUCGGAUUCAACGUGUAUAGCUGGGAGAGCGAAAUGGUCGCUGGGUGCGAGUUAUGGCGACAGAAGCGGAAACCAUAUCCAUACGUGUCUGGCGAGAAAGAUGAUCUCGCCUGGGCGAAGAGGAAGAUGGGCCUACUACCCCCGCUUCCUGCACCACCUACCCCGGCUAAACGUAUGGAUUUGACUGCUGGUGCAGGAGAAUCGGUAGAGUCGGAUUCCGUGAUAAAGCUCCGAGUGGAUCAGUCUUUGAACAUUAGGUUACUGUGGGAGGGUAGAGUCAAGGAUCUCUUGGUCAGCGCAGGGGUAGGCCUGGGACCAACAUCCUUAUCGACUGGUGGCGCCGCAUACGGAUGGACUGGAGUUGGCGUGUCCGUGCUAUAUUCAACAUAA